UGGCUCUCAGCUUUGUAUACUCCCGUCAUCUCUGCUAGCAAAACAGACAAUGUGCCACCGUUUUAAGCAGGGCAGACACACCAAUGUAACGGAGCAAGGAACGCAUCACAGCCUGACAGAGGAAAGUCGGCAGAGGAAGGAACAGCAUCAGAAGUGGCCUUCAGGAGGUCAGUGGCUCCAUCAUCUCGCUCUCCCCUGGCUUGCAGCUCAGAGAUGGGCUGCUCAGCUGGCCGAUUGCCCUGCCAGCCUCCGGCCUUGGUACUGCUGCCCACGCUGGACCAUGACUGCAGCCAGACCCUGGAUGGCUCAGCACCAAUGCCUGUACCCAAAGCUCCAGAAGAUCUCUCCGCUCUAGAGCGGCUGGCCCAGGCCACCGGUGGCACUGAGAAAUCAUGGUACCGCUGCGUGUUUCCUUUCGGGGUCAUUUCUCUGGUGAUCGGCAUGGCAGGGACCGGCGUCACUUUCACUUUUAACACGCUACACCAAACCAAAGUGGUGUCUCUGGUGCUGCUGGUGGUGGGGUUUGUCAUGCUGUUUAUAGCGGCCGUAUGCUGGAAGGUGCACAGGUCCAGGAGAAGAGAAAAGAAGGAGGGGGGGAUCUUCACUUCGGAGCAGUGCACUUUGUGAGACACACGUUCAUUCAUCCCAGACUCGUGAAGCACAAAGGAAGAACAGUGUUUUUUUAUGAUGCUCUUGUGUUUUGUAGUUAGACGGUGAGUCCUUAACUGUCUGUAACAUCACCCAUCAUUUCAAUGAUGGCCUGCGGAAAGACUUAGUGUAAAUGAGAAUGCUCCCGUUUAUACUUCUGUAUUUUGUUGAGAAGCAUGUGACUAAAACGCAGAAGUGUGUUACAAGAUUUUUAAGACUUUAAGAUUAUGCGUGUAAUUGUAAUCCUGACCUGGAGAGAAACUGUUGGAUGACAAACAGAAGUCAAGAUUUUAUGCUCCCUGACAAUGCUGCACAUUUCAGAAGAUUAUGCGUUCUCUGGCGGCCCCACACUCUUCCUCACCCUUAAAGGGAUAGUUCACCCAAAAAUGAAAAUUUGCUCAUCCUAAUGUUGUCCAAAACCUCUUCAGAACACAUUGACUUCCCUUGUAAGAACCCAAAACCAAUAGGCCUAAGACAUUUCUCAAAAUAUUUUUGUGUUCCCCAGUAGAAAAAGUCAUACAGGUUUUGAAUAACAUGAUGACAGAAGUUUUUGGGUGAACUAUUUUUUAACCUUUUUAUGGGGAGAUUAAAUAUCUGGGAAAUCCUUCAAGUCAAAGGGACUUGCAGAAUGAGUAACUGUAACAGGGUCUUCAAUACUGGGAAACAAAGAUCUUGCUUACAGGAUGCACAGCAAAUGAUACAAAUCUCUGGUCAAGGAAGGUUUACAUGUGAUAUAUAAACAAUGAUGAAGACCAACAGCUUCUUAUUUAUGUCUGUUUAGCAGGGGUGUGGAUGAGAAUGUCAUGAUUUAUUUAUAAUUUGUGCAUUUUUUUUUUUUUUUUGCCGUGUAUUAGAGAGAGUCUAUUUUCAUUAAAAGCACAUAUAAGCUAAUGAUUUGCAUGAUAACAACAAAAUAUUUUUUGGAAAUUUAGGUACGGUUAGUGUAUGCACAGCAUGUGUACUCUUGUGCACGAUUACAAGUAUUUGCGAGGCAUCAAACUGUUUGUUUUUGUCAAAUUUCAGACUGUUAUUUUCCUGUUACAUUGUGCUUUGAAUGGUUGUGUCAAGUGACUUCGGCAAAGAUAAUACUGAUAGUUAGAUACUAGGGACUGUGUAUACUCACAUGAAAACAAACUCGCUUACAUUUAUUUCUGUAAAGCUUUUGAGUGUGUGCGUGUGUGUGUGUGUGUGUGUGUGUGCGUGCGUGCGUGCGUGCGUGCGUGCGUGUGUGUGCGCGUGUUUAUGGAUGUGAGCAUUCAGGUAAUAGUUCACCUGCACACUGUAGCUGACACUCGCAGACAUAGUAGAACAGUACAAAAGCAUCAGAGCACAUCUGAUGAUAUUACAGCAGUAAAUCAGACGCUGCUGUGCAACUGAAUGUGCCGUAGUUUACGCAAAAAAAGCUAAACAAGAAUCUGAAUUGCUGACAUAAAUUGUGAAAUAUAUGUAGACAAUGCAGCAUAUGUGAAAAUAAUCUGUGUUUGGAUUAUGUUGGUUCUGUUUACUCUGAUUUUGUAUUUCAGCUUCGGUGUGUUUUACAAAAAAAAAGAUUUUGUUUUGUAUUUGUUUGUAUUUAUAUGGUAUAUAUGGUAUUUAUUUUGUAUUAUGCAUAUAGUUUGUAUAUGUUAUAUAUUUUGUUAUAUAUGCAUAGUAUUUUCUCUGUGAGAAGAAUUUCCAGCUGUUUGUAGCACUUAAUGUGUUAUUUGAGUGCCUGUCUUUUAAAAGUAGAUCUUUUUGUAUUAUCCACCACUGGGUUUGUAAAAAAAGAAAACAGUUUCCUUUUAAAAAAGCCCUAUUUUUUCAGUCUAAAAGAUGUGUUUUAUGUGCACAGUGACAGACACACCUAAAAUCAUGUAAAUUAAAUUACUACAGCCUUUUAAAGAGUGGAGAAUUCUGCAUUAUAGCACUCAGUGAGGUUGAUGACAAUGUCUGAUAUUUUCCCAUAUAUAGUCAGGAGGGAAUAGAGCGAGAGACAGAGAUACAGAGAAAAAAUAGGUGGUGAUGCAGAGUAGAGAUUGGGAAGGAGGAGGGAACCUCCAGAAGGAUUCAUUAAGAAAAAAAAACGUCAGGAAGCAGCAGUUACGUGCUCAGAAUAAUAAUGAACAGAGAUAGCUGUGGCAUAUCACAGCUACGUCAUAAAAUUCAGCCUCAGUGGUGCUAUGGCACAAGCUACAGCUAUGAAUCAUUGCAUUACUUGCAUUUUGAAAAGCUGCAAAUCCUCUUUUGCCAAGAUUUAAUAUAUCGCUGUGCAGAAAUUCUCUAAAGUCUUGUCAACCAUAUAAUGGAUUCACAGGUGGUAUAAUGUAAACAUAAAAGUAAAUUACUAAAUUAAUAUAGCAUGAAAAUUCACCCACUCUUCAGAUAUUUAGAUAUACAGAUCUACCUCAUUCACAUGCAGAUUAGACCUUCAAUAUCUAUGAAAUGCUGUUGCAUGUACUGUUUGCAAGAUUUUUUUUUUUAAUAUAUACUUUUCCUAGACUUCGCAUUUGCUCAAAUGUCUAUUCACUUAGAUGAAAGCAAAAUUGCAAUCAAAUGAAAGUGACAAGAUUUUAGAAGCCUGUUUUAAAUUUUACUGCAUUAUUUAGCAAUAUGUUGCAGCCUUUUAUUUUAUGAGCUGUCACACAUUUGAGGCCCAGGUACGUGCAUAUUGUUUGUGUGCAUCUUAUUGUCAAUAUAUGUUUUUACAUUUUUAAUUUUGGACUACCAAAAUAACAGAAACUAUUAAAAUAUAGCUGCAAGCAGCGAUACAGGGCCAAGCCCCCGAAGGCGCCGCACAGCAACGAGAGAAAGAAAAAGGCAGAAAAAGAACAUGCGUGAAAAACGGACAAGUCGAGAACAAAGUCAAAGUGCACAAUUUACGCACAAAUACGAAACACGCCCAUAGCCGGAUUGGAACCACUGACUCCAAAGACUCCAUGCUAGUGACUUAGCAAGUCUCGCCACAGAGCCAACAUCCCAAAACUGGGCUGCUGAGCAAAGCUGAUAGAGGUGUAAGUAGCUAUACAGUAUGUAACAAUAACCAAAGUUGCAGCUAUGACAGCGCACAGUCACAAGAACAAUAUGUACGUGAAAAACAGAUAUGUUUAAAAAACAGCAGAGAAUGACAUCACAAUGUACACACAAACAACACACGUUCCUCUCGGGAUUCAAACCUGUGAACUUGCGGUCUCAAGGUGUGAAUUUUAUUAGGUUGAGCCACUUAGUUCACGUAGUGCACCCUGCCUGCAACAACUUUCAGAGCUUCAAGCAUCGAUAUAGGCAAAUCCUGGAAGGUGCUGAAAUGACACAGUAGAGCAUAAGUAACAGAAAUACAGUGUACAGGAGAAAAAGAUGUCAGAAGUGACAAUGAAAGCAAUAUCAUAUUGUAUAGAAAUGCUCAACACGGUAUUAAAAACCUCUUGGACCUUUCUGAGAGGAUUUCAAAUAUUUACAUUUAUACAUUUGUAGGGUUGGGAAUCGAAAAUAAAUUCCAAUUUGGAAUCGGAAUCGAAAGGCUAGGAAUCGGAUCGGAAUCGAAAGGAAUAGGAAUCGGAUACUUGAGAUUAAAAUUUGAAUUCCUCUUAUCAAUUCCUGUGUGCAUAUUUUCAGAAAAGUACAUGCGUUGCAUGAUCUGCUGAUAUCUCAAUAAAAGCCCUUAUGAAAAUUAUCAAUAUAUUUUACUAUAGUA
Molecule: messenger RNA, 4315 nt
Organism: Triplophysa rosa
Lineage: Eukaryota; Metazoa; Chordata; Actinopteri; Cypriniformes; Nemacheilidae
Product: transmembrane protein 100-like
Exons: 2
Coding region: 214-627 (137 amino acids)
Biological process (GO): cellular response to BMP stimulus
Source: RefSeq, a predicted model, not a curated record